This is a messenger RNA of Seminavis robusta, 978 nucleotides long. Lineage: Eukaryota; Bacillariophyta; Bacillariophyceae; Naviculales; Naviculaceae. The record is from the annotation of a GenBank genome assembly.
AUGCUCACCGAGUUCGGCUGUAUCUCCAAGUCUUUUCCCAAUGUGAGUGGUACCGACGGGCAAAUCUACAAAGGACAGCGAACAGUCGACCAAGCCCGAUGGCUGCUGGAAGAGAAAGAACUCCGAGAUCAGUUUGCGGGUGGCUUUGCCUUUGAGUACUCGAUUGAAAUGCAGAAUGCUAUUGGCGAUUCGCCGUACCCCUUCGCCCAAUGGGGGGCCCAAAACUAUGGCAUUGGUUACCUCUCGCCCGAGGAUUGCGACGAUGUAGACAUACCGUGCCAGUACAACCCAGAACCUUCUUUUGACUACCUCCAAGCCGCCUAUCGCAAUUCCACGGUCUUGGACCCCACAAACAUUCGCAACUUUUCCAUCCCCGAGACUAGGCAAAGCAGGACGACUUGCCCGUCCCAGUUCCCACCCAUCAGUUCUUUCAAGUGGAGGUCGGAUAGAGUGAGAAAUUUGAAGUGCCCUGCAAGUGGCAGCUCAUCGUCAUUCCAAUGUCCAGCAAACUUGAACGACCUACGCGUACAUCAGAGUGAUCGUGGUCAAAGUGGAUGGGUGGUUUUCUUGGAAUCGAUCCUGUUCUUGACAGUGUCGUUCGUGGUGUAUUCUUGGCUCAUGUCAUUCGUAGACAAAAUGAGUGAAUACCAAGAAGAGCGAGAACGAGACCAGCCCAGGUGGAUCAAGGUUGUCAUGCCGAGCGUAUCCACAAAAGAUACCGAUGGGGAUUCCUCAGACGAGAGUGCAGGGCUGCUGUCGAUGAAGGGCUGGAACUACUAUAAAAGCACUGUUCGCUACCAGUCUGUCGAUUCCGAUAUGAAAGAGGAAAGAGCUUUCAACCGCUACAGAGGUGGUCAAUCGUUUGAUUCCGAGCCGAACCAGCCAUCUAUCAUUGAAUCCGAUUUGAGCGACGAUUCCUACCAAGAUGGUGCGUGUGAGGACGGUGGGCAAAAUUGGCAGGGUGCACAAGACGCUUGA